AUGACGCCCUUGUCACCAACAAACGAAUCAAGACUGAACAUUGAGACGACCCUAACUGAAGAAGCAACGAGCCGCGGGUCCUUUGAGCACUACGAGGUCCACCACACCCGCUCUGAGACAACAACCGCGAGCGGCGGUAAUGAGAGCGGCAGCGACGGCUCCUCCUCCUCCUCCUCCACAACCACAACCACCACUACUGCCUCUUCGCUUUCCGUAGACGACAGCCGCAUCCGAGACCAGGAGAACAUGCCACCCUCCCCCCCCUCGGAUUCCUCGCCGUCGCCGCCGCCCUCUGCGCCCGCGACGGCAUUCAAGCCCCAGCGCCACUCUCGCGUCAUGUCUGGCACCGCACCCUCACCGCUCAAAAUACUUGCCGGCUCCGAGACAUCAGAAAAGCAGUCGCGAAGCCCGCUGCGCAAGACGGUCAUUUCCCCCGACAAGGUCAAGCGGUUCCCCGUCAGGGUUAGCAACCCAUCCGUCGACCCGCCCCGGACCGUCUCUCCCUCCCCCCCUCGUGAGCGCACUGUGAGCCUCGACGACGUGAUGCACGACAACGAGGGCCUCAAGCACGCGAUCCAGAUCUUCGAGGACGACGACACCGAGCUGGAGAACGAUGAGACCAUCGGCGACGCGAGCACAAUGACCACGGGCGAUGCCGAGCUGCACCACCAAGACAUGGCCGACGCCUACGAGGACCAGAGCAGCCUGGCCCACCCCGACGAGUCCAUGAUGAGCGCCUUCAGCACCUUCUCCGCCGUGCCCAACAUGACCAUGUUUGCGAAGCUUGGCCAGACCCCAACAAAGUAUUCGAGCAUGGGCGGCACAACGCCGCGGGGGAGGUCAGAGACCACGCACGACCAGGCUCCGCGGCAGCAUUCCGAUUCUGAGGGAAACACCACCAAUUUGUUGGAUUUCACCGCCAGCCAACGGUUCCCGCACAAAUCGCCGUCCCGGCGGGGCAACACGUCGCCCUCGAGAUCAAACCCUAACGCUACCCCCGCCCGCCAGAUGUCAAACCUGCUCGAUUUUGACAUCCCGCCUCUGCCCACCCCCCGCAGCAUCCCCACCAUUACACCCAGAGAGCUCGAGAGCCUCAAGUCGAAUUUCCUGUCAGAGAUCAGCAGCUUGAAGGCGUCGCUGAGCGGCAAGGAGGCCGAGGUCCUCUCCCUCAAGACGGCCGUUGGCGAUGCGGAAAAGCGGGUCGGCGAGAGCUUGGAGCAGGCCCGUGAAGAGCGGACUCUGCGAGAGCAGGUCGCUGAGGAGAAGGAGAUGUGGGAGAAAAGCAGCCGCGAGAUGGAGAAGGUCCUCCGCAGCGUCAAAGAGGAGAUCACCCACACUCAGCGCGAGCGCGAGGAGCUCGAGUCUAAGCUUGCCGAAUGCGAGGGACGACGCGAGGCCGCCGAGACUAUGGCUCAAGAGGCCGAGAGUAAGCUGGCUAGCUUCCGCGCCGGAAAGUCCGUCGACGACAAGCCCUCGUCCCCCAAGGGAGGCACGGCCGCGACUUCCAAGGAGGUCGAGAUCGCCGUCGAGCGUGUGGCCCGUGAGCUGCAUGCGCUCUACAAGGGCAAGCACGAGAGCAAGGUCGCCGCGCUCAAGAAGAGCUACGAGAACCGCUGGGAGAAGAAGGUGCACGAUCUGGAGGCCAAGAUCGAGGAGCUUGCCGACGAGAAUAAUAAGCUCCGCCGCGAUAGCACAUUGACCCGUGUCGACCCCGCGCAGGCCGCCGCCGAGCAGGAGUUCCGAGCCCAGGCCGUCCGCGACUCGGCCCACAUCAAGGAACUCAGCGCCGACGUCGAAAGGCUUGAGGCCGUCGUCAUGUCGGUCAAGAGAGACAACUCGGAGCUUCGCGACUUGCUCGCGCAGGAGCGCGUCGAGAAGGGCGAGCUGGUACAGCUCGCCGAGGAGAUGAUGUCGAUCCAGACGCUCGCGCCGCCGGAGCCGCCCAAGCCCGCACCGACCCCCGUUGCCGCGCGAACACCGGGACACCCAGCGAGGAGCUACACGGAGAGCAACUUGCGCAGUAGCAUCGGCCGCGGCUCGGGCCUGAAGGCGCCCGGGUCCAUCGCCGCGCGCGGGUCGGUACACGAGCGCACGGGCAGCAACGGGCCCGCGACCAAGGCCCUCCCGAGGCCCAGGCCGAUGAGCGAGUUCGGCCCACGGAGCGGCAUCAUGAGCUCGAUCGAGAAGAUGGGCAACUACCGUGGACGAGGAGAUUAG
Molecule: messenger RNA, 2217 nt
Organism: Colletotrichum higginsianum IMI 349063
Lineage: Eukaryota; Fungi; Ascomycota; Sordariomycetes; Glomerellales; Glomerellaceae
Exons: 1
Coding region: 1-2217 (738 amino acids)
Source: RefSeq, a predicted model, not a curated record